CGGUAUUGCCUUCUCUAGCCAUCUAGCGACGAUGAAUCGAAUUUAACUAUAAACUUCCUUUCUCUUCCGCUUUCUUGUGUCAGCGUUAAAGUUUGACAAUGAAGCAAAUCGUAACUAAUCAAACGGUAAAAAUCCCAGAAGGGAUUACUGUAACUGCAAAGUCUCGCCUAAUUACAGUAAAGGGGCCAAGAGGAGUUCUAAAACGUUCCUUCAAACAUUUGGCUUUGGACAUCCGUAUGGUAACUCCUAGGCUACUCAAAGUAGAGAAAUGGUUUGGUACCAAAAAAGAAUUGGCUGCCGUAAGAACUGUGUGCUCCCAUGUCGAAAAUAUGUUGAAAGGAGUUACAAAAGGCUACCAAUAUAAGAUGAGAGCAGUAUAUGCUCAUUUUCCUAUUAAUUGUGUUACUACUGAAAACAACUCGGUAAUUGAAAUUAGGAACUUCUUGGGAGAAAAAUAUAUCAGGAGAGUAAAGAUGGCACCUGGUGUGACUGUUACAAACUCCCAAAAACAAAAGGACGAAUUGAUUAUUGAAGGAAAUUCGCUAGAAGACGUUUCAAGAUCAGCCGCUCUUAUUCAACAAUCCACAACUGUAAAAGACAAAGAUAUUCGUAAAUUUUUGGAUGGAUUGUAUGUGUCCGAGAAAACUACGGUUGUACAAGAUGAAUAACUUGUAUUUAUAUAUAAAAAUAAAUUUAAAAUAAGUUUU
This is a messenger RNA of Anoplophora glabripennis (Asian longhorned beetle), 707 nucleotides long. It is a transcript of the gene RpL9, whose product is annotated as 60S ribosomal protein L9. Gene Ontology annotation, biological process: cytoplasmic translation. The record is from RefSeq and is a predicted model, not a curated record. Lineage: Eukaryota; Metazoa; Arthropoda; Insecta; Coleoptera; Cerambycidae. The transcript has 3 exons. The coding region runs from base 99 to 668 and encodes 189 amino acids. Gene Ontology annotation, molecular function: structural constituent of ribosome; rRNA binding. Gene Ontology annotation, cellular component: cytosolic large ribosomal subunit; ribosome.